AUGCCAGCCUCCAAGAACUCCGGCAGUGACGGUGUGAGCAAGAAGAUGAAUGGGCUGAAGGAGUACAAGAGGGCGCAGAAAGAGAAGAAACUCGCACAGCGCGCCACCGCCGCCGCUGAGCAGAUCAAGGCGAAGAAGAUAUCCUCUACUUCCGCUAAGAUGGUAAAACUGAGUGACGCUGAGUCCACCAAGGCUACUUUGACCCCAAAAGACACACUGGAUAUUGUCGCGCUGCGCAAAGCCUUGGAGUUUGCGUUGUAUGAGAAGAUGGAAACGCCACGCCAGAUGCUUAUCCGGUGUGACUUCAAGGCUUAUAUGGAUACCGAGUUCCAUGGCAGGGACGCUAAAUUCGACUACAUGGCACCACAUGCUGUGUGUCUUGACGACAAUGGAUUUGAGACAACUAUCCGCACAAUCGGCUCAAACACACAAGACGGAUUGACUGCCCAUGAGACAGAGCUGUCGCCAUUGGAGCAGUUUGAGACUGAGAAGAACGUCACCCUCUCACAUCCUGCUCCCCAAGCACAACGAUGCGACUCUCGUUUUUUUGAACACCUAAUUUCUGCCGCAUCCGCCCAGGAGGAGGUCGUUACUGCCAAAGUGCAGGACACCAUCAACUUUUCGACUGAUUCUCAACCACCCGAGUCCGUGUCUACACAGGUGCCGCAUCUGAUGGAUCCAGCCAUCAUCAGCCACAAGAUCAAACAACAGACACCUGCAAAUCUGGGAAUGCUUGUCACCAAUAUCACCCAAACGAUCAGAAAGCAUGCAAAGGGCACUAGUCUGAAGGACAGCCCCUCAACCUUCACCUCUACUCUCGUUUCGACGCCAGGCUCUUCACCCACCAGUACUCAUCGCUCCAGCAUCUCUUCACCGGUCGGGUUCAAUACUCGUUCAUAUACGCCUGCGACGCCUCAACUAACUUCUGCAACUUUAGGUCACUGGGGCUAUCGCUCUUACCCUAAGCCUGGCGAUAUUGCUGACUGGAGCUUUUUGGAUUUGAAUUCGAGGAUGUGAGCUACAGUUCUGGAAGAGCAGGGAAGGGGUACUCGGAUUUGUUCUUUGGCCAAGAACAGUAGUUUUUGAUGUUUCCAUUCAUGUAUACGCAUCAGUCAUAUGUGGGGGAAAGGUUUAGUACUGGCACAAAAAGGGUAGAAUUUGACUGAAAUGUGUGGACGAUGUCUCCUUAGUUAGCAUGGGGUGUAAUAUGCAGAUGAAAUACCAGAUGAUGUAAGACAAGACCGAAUACCCUAGCAGUGACGUUCGGUGGAGAAAGGAAG
Bipolaris sorokiniana ND90Pr is the source of this 1280-nucleotide messenger RNA. RefSeq lists its product as uncharacterized. The record is from RefSeq and is a predicted model, not a curated record. The coding region runs from base 1 to 1017 and encodes 338 amino acids. Lineage: Eukaryota; Fungi; Ascomycota; Dothideomycetes; Pleosporales; Pleosporaceae. The transcript has a single exon.